Lutzomyia longipalpis is the source of this 1986-nucleotide messenger RNA. RefSeq names its product juvenile hormone esterase-like. The transcript has 4 exons. NCBI's taxonomy places the organism in Eukaryota, Metazoa, Arthropoda, Insecta, Diptera, Psychodidae. The record is from RefSeq and is a predicted model, not a curated record. Bases 47 to 1810 code for a protein of 587 amino acids.
UAGUCUGGAAUAAGAACUCAGCGAAAGUGGACGACCUGAAAGCAAGAUGAGAUUCUCUUUCUUCGUCUUUUCUUUGAUUUUUGCAAAUUAUUUUAAUUAUUCAAUUUCACAAAAAUCUCCAUUUUUUAGUAGAAAUUUCUUCAGGGAAUUCUUAAGAAAAUCAAGCAAUUCCAAAUCAGAAGUUUGUGCAAAAGCUGGAUGUGUUCGUGGAAAAGUUGAAAGUGGACGAGUGAAGCCCUAUGAAGCUUUCUAUGGGAUUCCUUAUGCUGAACCUCCAGUUGGAAAGCUCAGAUUUGAAAAUCCUGUUCCCUAUGCAGGAUGGAAAGGAUACUGGGAUGCAACCUAUCCAAGGGAUGGUUGCUUGCAGAAGAAUAUCUUCAUAUACACCCUUCCAAUUUCUGGUUCAGAGGACUGUCUCUACCUCAACGUCUAUAGACCUGUGUAUAGGAAGAAAGAUGAGAAGAUGCCCGUCGUGAUUUAUUUCAGUGCCGGUUCCUGGCUAAGUUUCUCUUCGAAUCCUUCAGAAUUUGGUCCUGAAUAUCUCAUGGACAAUGGCGAAGUGAUCCUAGUUACAUUUAACUACAGACUUGGAAUGUUUGGCCUUCUCUGUUCAGGAGAUGAAGCAGUUAAGGGAAAUUUCGCGCUGAAAGAUCAACAAAUCGCCAUGAAAUGGGUUGUUGAUAAUAUUGAGUACUUCGGUGGAGACGCUAAUUCUAUAACGCUCUUGGGAUAUGCUUGUGGUGCUGCUUCAAUUCAUUUGCAUAUGAUGAAUCCGAUAUCACAGGCACUCUUCCAACGAGCUGUUCUUAUGAGUGGCUCAGCCAUUAGUCCGUGGACUUUAGUGCGUGAUUUUAAAACACAAUUCAGACAAAGUGCUCAAUAUGUUGGAUUAAAUGAUUGGGACACAGCAUCUACCUUUGAAUUAGCAUAUCAACUUAAGAAAGUCGAUGCUCUGAGUCUCCUCACGGCUGUUGAUAAUUUUUUCGUCUUUGUAGCCACACCACCAGCUCCUUUUACUCCGUGCAUAGAAGGAAACUGGGAAGGAGCAUUCCUCACAGAGGAUCCCCGAGUUCUGUGGGCUGAAGGUAGAUACUUUCCGAAACCUGUUAUCAUCGGAUCAACAACCAAUGAAGGAGUUUUGGGGGCUGUUGUGACCAGAAAUGAAACUCUUCUGCCUAUAUUGAAUGAGAACCUCUACACUUUCCUUCCGAUUCUUCUAAAUUUCCCUCCUAGGUAUAUGGCGGAAGUUCUUAAAUAUUAUUUUGGAGAUAACGACGUUAUUGAUAGUUCAAAUGAAAGACAAUUUUUCCAGGUGAUAACAGACAGGUUGUUUGUGUAUCCUCAAAACAGUUUUGUAAACCAAUUCAUAAGUACUGCUGACAUCGCAACGACUCCGAUAUAUAUUUACGAAUUUGACUUUAAGAGUCAAUACACAUAUUUAAGGACUUUCACUGGACAGGAUAUAAACUUAGGAGUAUGCCAUAUGGAUGACUUGUUCUACCUCUUUACCAUGAAAGAAUUUAUCCCUGAAUUCGACACAACUUCUCCUGAAGGAAGAAUGGUGGACGUUUUUGUCCGUACAAUGGUUAAUUUUGCAGCUAGAGGAGAGAUCAAGGACUGGAGAAGGUUCAAACCUUGUACUCCUGCUACAUCAACACCUUCCUGCGAUCGUCAACUGUUCCUGAGAUUUAAAAAAGAGGAUCCAAACCAAGUUAUGGUCUCCGUGACGAAUGAAAUUGAUACAGAAAUGAUCAAAUUGUGGUCUAGAAUUGACAAUGGCAUUAAUGCUAUCACACAGAAUUGCAAUUAAUUAUUUAAAAGAAUAUAUUCAAUGCACUGUGUAUGGUUAAAUUUACCACUAAGAAUUUUUUUUCAGUAUAAGAGAUCAUAAUUUAUAACAUUCUUUUAUGUUAUGUACUGUACAAUAUAAUGGAAUUCAGAACUUUUCAACACAAAAAGCUCAAUAAAAGAUAUAUAAAACAUUAA